CCCGACUUAUAUUGCUAUAUAAGUAGACAAUAUCGUUAGUAUCAUCCAUUCGUUCCGUGAAAUUCUUUGAAAUUUCAACUCGUCCAAAUCAUAAUAAUUAGUUCGCAUUCGGGGCCUUUCGCAGCGUUAUUUUUUCGGAACAACACCAUUAUCCUAUAGAAUUAGAAUAUAACAUACAAAUAUACAUAUAUCCAGGGUACGAAAUGAAUAAACCACAAACAGUAGUUAUAUUUGGAAUUUUCCUGUGUAUAUUGAUAACCUUAUCACAUACCAGCGCAGCGCCAUAUUCUCCUGAUUAUGAUUCUGUUCGAGAUUUGUACGAAUUAUUAAUGGAAAAACAAUUACUGGCAGAUGCAUACGUUCAGCCAUCGCAUCGGCUCGUUCGUAAAAGUAAACAGCCGUCUCUGAGGUUACGAUUUGGACGUCGCAGUGAUCCCUCAAUGUAUCAGGUGAAUUCAAAUGAAGAACAGUUCCAGAGUUUACCGGAAGUUUCGGAGAACUGAAUUAAUUGUGUUUUUAUUAGUCUAGAGAAUAAAUGUUUUAUUUUGAAUAGAUUCCCUUAAUAUAUAAUCGCUUUUAAAUAAAAGCUUUCAAUAAAAAAAAAUGAUAGAUUGUUAAUAACAGUGUAGUAAUUUUUUCAUUGUUCAUUUUGUUCGAAUAUAUUUUAUUCAUUGAA
Planococcus citri (citrus mealybug) is the source of this 676-nucleotide messenger RNA. RefSeq names its product short neuropeptide F-like. The transcript has 5 exons. NCBI's taxonomy places the organism in Eukaryota, Metazoa, Arthropoda, Insecta, Hemiptera, Pseudococcidae. The coding region runs from base 204 to 503 and encodes 99 amino acids. The record is from RefSeq and is a predicted model, not a curated record.